This is a messenger RNA of Entrophospora sp. SA101, 339 nucleotides long. Lineage: Eukaryota; Fungi; Glomeromycota; Glomeromycetes; Entrophosporales; Entrophosporaceae. The record is from the annotation of a GenBank genome assembly.
AUGCAAACUACAGACAUUGAAAAAAUUGUCCUUAAUAGCGGGGUGAACCAAGCAAUUACUAACCAACAAUUCCUCGAAAAUACUGAAAAAUUAAUUCAAAAAAUCGGUCAAGGACAAAAGCCGGUCAGAACCAGAGCCAAGAAAUCCAUAGUUUCUUUUAAAUUACGGGAAGGAAUGCCAAUUGGAAUUAAUGAUUUAAAUAUUUUUCCGGAAACUACUUAUGAUUUGACUUUUAAAAAUCAAGGUUGUCAAGUUAUCAUUGUUUUCACUUCUUCUUCAACUGAGGAAAAUGCUUAUUUUUUAGAAUUAUUACAUUUUCCCUUCUCAAAAGCUCAUUAG